Messenger RNA from Microplitis mediator, 890 nucleotides. RefSeq lists its product as uncharacterized. Bases 61 to 780 code for a protein of 239 amino acids. NCBI's taxonomy places the organism in Eukaryota, Metazoa, Arthropoda, Insecta, Hymenoptera, Braconidae. The transcript is spliced from 3 exons. The record is from RefSeq and is a predicted model, not a curated record.
AACAUUAGUCUGUUAAAUAAAUUUGCGACGUAUUUACUACAGUGAAAUAUUUAUUAUAAAAUGAUCAGGUCGUUUUUUGGGGUGGGACUUAUUUUAGUGAUACUGAAAUUUAAUGAAGCGGUUGAAGUGUCGGAUAAAAUUGAUUUUAAUACAGAAAAUGAUAAAUUUAGUCGUCUAAAUAAAUUUAAGAGUUUUGAACAUGAUUUUUUGCCAGCGGAUUUUGAAACUAAACAACCGCCAAAUAAUAAAAAAAUUCCGUGUAAUGAUGAUCCAUUAACAAUUGUUCAUAAUAUUCAACUAGACAUAAAUGAAAAUUUAGUAAUUACUCAGGACAACAAACAGAUAAAUAAUCAAAUUUGUAAUUUAACUGUAAAAACCGUAAAAGAUAAGUUUGGAAAUUUGGUAACAGCGAUACAAUUUACAUUAAUAACAAAAAUAAAUGAAAUCAAAUAUAAUGAAAUUCCUGUGAUUGACGGAGUACGUGGAAUUAAUGACGAUAAUUAUCAAUCUAAUUCAAUAAAUUCGCAGACACACCGACGAUACAACACGAAUAAUUUCCAGCCUUCGCUCAAUCCGAAUAAUUAUUUUUUCCGACCACAAACGGAUUAUUAUUAUUACAAUAACAACAAUAAUAAUAACAAUAAUGGUGAUGACGUUGGUAUCGGCCAUACAUAUCAUCAAGAAUCUUACGGACGGAAACCUUGGAUGACUAGUAGAGAUACGAUUGAUGAUAAAAUCGAACCACCGCUGAGUAAAACUUCGUUGAAUGACCAGCAUUAAAAUUUUAUUUUCCUUCUUUUAUUUAUAAUUUAAAUACUAAAUAUUUAUGUAUAUAUAUUCAUUUCAAUAUAUAUGAUUAAAAAAAUCAACUCUAAUAAAUGAUAUUUAUG